Spodoptera litura is the source of this 2130-nucleotide messenger RNA. RefSeq names its product bile salt-activated lipase-like. The record is from RefSeq and is a predicted model, not a curated record. Lineage: Eukaryota; Metazoa; Arthropoda; Insecta; Lepidoptera; Noctuidae.
GCGAGCUAGCGAGUCCGACAAAAUAAUUCUAUUCACAAAAAUACUUAGUAAUAUUUUCCCGCGCAAUAUCGUUGCGUUAAACGUCAAAAUAUUUUUUUUAUUUUUUUUCGAUCCUCAUUAUACUGAUAUUCUCGUUAACAUCAAGAAUGUUAGUUUUUGUUUUAUUUAUUUUGUUUUGUGAAUGUGCAUUUGGACAUGAUACCGCGGUUGAAGUCGAUACUUUGGACGGAGUAGUGCGUGGGUACAAAGAGGGAAAUAUCAACUACUUCCGUGGUAUUCCUUACGCUCAAGUUGACGAAAACAAUCCGUUUGCGGACGCCCAUCCUUACCCGCACUUCGACGAACCGUUCGUUGCAUACGACGACUCAGUAAUAUGUCCUCAAUACUCAGGUGGAAUAAAAGGCAGCAUCCAGUGCUUACGAGUCAACGUAUACACGCCACAUGAUGCCCACCCUGGACAACCACUACCCGUCAUGGUAUUCUUACACGGAGGAGGAUUUUAUGAAGGCAGUGGAUCAAGUAAAGAUUGGACUCCAGACUUCCUUGUCAAACGCAAUAUAAUCCUAGUCACUGUGAAUUACAGACUGGGCCCAUACGGCAACCUCUGCAUACCAAACACUAAGUACAAUAACCAAGGACUAAAAGACCAGGUGCUAGCUCUAAAAUGGGUCAAACGAAACAUUGGAAAAUUCGCCGGUGAUCCCAAUAAUAUAGUCUUGUUCGGUCACAGCGCCGGCUCUAUAUCUGCCGAUUUACACUUAUUGUAUAACAACGAGGAUUUGUUUAAUAAAGUUAUAUUACAAAGCGGACAAGCUGUGACUACGCUCAUAAAUGACGGUACGCCCUAUAAAACGUAUGCCAAAGACAUCGGUAUGUCUGACGAGAAUAUCGAUGUAGACCGUUUCAUUCAAAAAUUGUCGUCUAUAAACGUGGACACGUAUAUAAAUAAUACAAAACAUUAUAAUUUCCGUCCCUGCAUCGACGGAAACUUUAUAACAAGUGUACCACCAAGGAAAAACAAACAAAAUAUAAAAAUAAUGGUCGGCGCCACAGAUAAAGAAAUGCUAUUCUUAUAUAGGGAUGUGACAUCGUUUAAAAGUUUUGAUUUUAUAACGGAACUGGACAGAGCUUUUACCGAAUCAGUGGUAAAUGAAAAAAAUAUUGAUAUGAUUAAAGAAAACUAUGAUAUAAAACAAAAAAACGAGGAUAAAUUAAAGGAUUUGACGAUAGAUUUUGGUUCAGAUUUGUCGUUUAAUUACCCAACGGAGAGGAGCAUUAGAUAUUACUUACAGAAUAAUGCCACAGUGUAUAGAUACGUUUUCAAAUACGAUGGUGAUAGAAACUUCGUGAAGAAACGCGAACACAUCACGUGGCCGGGCGCUACACAUGGGGACGAGUUGGGAUAUCUAUUCGACAUCAUGUCUUCUAACAAAAUCACUGAUUUACAUGUCGUCGACUGGAUCUGUCUGUUGUGGACGAAUUUUGCUAAAUAUGGCAACCCGACGCCGCCACCAACUUCACACGAGCUGCCGAUCACAUGGCCUCCACUCACUGCCACUACAGACAACUACCUGCAGAUAGACAAACACCUAUCCAUUGUGAACGGACCUUACAAAGCCAGGAUGGCAUUCUGGGACUCUUUCUAUCAACAACACGGACAAUAUGCUAAAGGAAUCAGUUUGGCGUAGCAAUGGUGUAUUAUAUAGUGUAAUAUAAAUAUCUUCUUCUUCCUAGUCGAUUCCCUCACUGCUAAGGAUCGUGACUACCUCUGAUUUUGCUCACUAGAUGUCGCCACUUAUCUCUUUCAUGGGUAUCUCCAACUCCUUGGAUAUUUGGUUAGACCACCGUGUGGGACUCCGGCCUCUCGGUCUCUUUUCUUCUACUUUAGGGAUUGGACUAUUUCUACUUAAUGUAUAUUUUCUGUAAUUGUAAUUUGUAAUCUGUAAUAAGUGUGUGAGAGCCAUGCUUCAACACGAAUGGGCCGGCUCGACCGGAGUGAUACCACGGCCUCACUGAAAACCAACGUGAAGCUACGCUUGCUUACAGUAUUGGAACAUGUAUCAGAGACAUUGUAGAACAUACUUUAUUGAAAAGAGUAACGAAUGGAGUUUCUUGCUCGUUCUUCUCCAU